AUGGACAGUACGUGCGUAUGCAGAAGCUGGUUCAAGAAGAUGCCCGCAAAGUCGGGUGGGGUGGUACCAUCCUUGCUUCAAAACAUGAAGAUGCUCAUCCUGGCAAUGCUUUGCUGGGGCCACAUCGCCGACGGUCAUGACGAACAGUGCAACCGCGGAGACGACACCUUGCUCCGCAUCGUGAUCUCAGCCACUCGAAGUGGUUCCACUGCAUUGCUGCAUAGCUUUGCAAACAAUCCGUCAGUUGACGUGGCCUUCCACCAGCCAAUCAAGUCAGGAUAUCGCGAGAACGGGACUUUCUCGUAUGAGGUCUUCAAGGAGGAGAGCUGCAUGUCUGGGGAAGGGCAGCGCGUAUGGGUAGCCAAAGAAACUAUCGGUGGCUUCGAACUGCCUGAGGCUUCCUUCUCACCUUUGCCUCAUACCGCCUCUACGCUGGAUAGCGUGACGUUGGGCCCUUGGGUGGUAUCAUUAAAAGCCCUCCAUCGUCUGAAGCCAUUGGUCUUGAUCCGUGAUCCAUUGCAGGUGUGGAACUCUAUCUCAAAGCUCAACAAGUACUCGGAAGGCAAGUCAAAGUACUACUCGCCCUUCGACUACUUCGUCAAGAGUUACAUGGCUGUUGCGGAGUUUCUCUUUGCAGCAAAAGAAAAUGGUCUACCAGUUUUCGCAGUGACCCAGGAAAUGCUGGCUGCUAACCCGCAAGAGAUCCUAUCACGCAUCUGCGACCUUUGGGGCAUCCCUUACUUCAAAAGCAUGGUGCACUGGACCGAGCCGUAUGGAUCCAAGACUUGGUUCAGCGACGAGGCUCUAGAACGCUUCAGGAGCGAUCCACGCUUUCAGCUUUCGAAGGCCGUGCUGACGAACUCGACUCACUACGACUAUCGCCCGUCCAACCCUGACGUGUUGCCUGAGCACGAAGAGGUCAUUGAGAAGCAGUUGCGCCCCCUCUUUACAAAAUCAACUGCCAUGGGUUUGGCCGACUUUGGUGGCUGA
This is a messenger RNA of Symbiodinium natans, 990 nucleotides long. Lineage: Eukaryota; Dinophyceae; Suessiales; Symbiodiniaceae. The record is from the annotation of a GenBank genome assembly.